UCAUCUUAUAGAUUCGCUCAAUAUAUUUAACUGUCUUUGGCUUCUUCUCUUUUCUUCAACUUUCUUUCCCACCAUCGUUUCUGAGAAAUUCGUGCUUUUUCCCCGGUCAAAUGGGUGUAAACUCGGUUGCUGUCGCUGUCUUUCUAUCCUUCCUGUUGUCUUGUUCCGCCGCCUCUGUGAGCAAUGACGGGAGGACAUUCAGAAUUGGUCUGAAGAAGUUGAAAUUGGAUCCCAACAAACGAUUCGCCGAACGAAUUGGUUCCAGGCAAGAAGAUGCCUUGAGGGCUUCUCUGAAGGAAUUCCAUUUGCAGAAGAAUCUUGGAGAUUCUGGAGAUACUGAUAUUGUUGCGCUCAAGAAUUACUUGGACGCUCAGUACUAUGGUGAGAUUGGCAUUGGCACCCCACCGCAGAAGUUCACUGUGAUUUUUGACACAGGAAGCUCUAACCUUUGGGUGCCAUCAUCCAAGUGUUAUUUGUCUGUUGCGUGCUUCUUCCACAGCAAGUACAAGUCAUCUCGUUCAAGCACAUACAGGAAAAAUGGAAAAUCUGCCUCAAUCCAUUACGGCACUGGAGCAAUCUCGGGUUUCUUUAGUAAUGAUGCCGUCACAGUCGGUGAUCUGGUUGUCCAGAAUCAGGAGUUCAUUGAGGCAACCAGGGAGCCCAGUAUAACAUUCUUGGUUGCUAAAUUUGAUGGUAUCCUUGGCCUUGGAUUCCAAGAAAUCUCUGUUGGGAAUGCCACUCCUGUGUGGUACAACAUGAUCAAACAAGGACUUAUCAAGGAGCCAGUCUUUUCGUUUUGGCUUAACCGUAAUCCCAAUGAUGAAGAAGGAGGUGAACUUGUGUUUGGAGGUGUCGAUCCAAAUCAUUUCAAGGGAGAACAUACAUUUGUUCCUGUAACUCAAAAGGGUUACUGGCAGUUUGCCAUGGGUGAUGUUCUCAUUGGCGGUGCACCCACUGGAUUCUGUGGAAGUGGUUGUUCAGCGAUAGCAGAUUCUGGAACUUCUUUGCUUGCAGGUCCAACGACUGUUAUUGCAAUGAUAAACAAAGCUAUCGGAGCGUCUGGAGUUGUUAGCCAGCAAUGCAAGGCUGUUGUGGAUCAGUACGGGCAAACUAUCUUGGAUUUACUUCUGGCCGAGACACAACCCAAGAAAAUCUGCUCUCAAAUCGGUCUGUGCACCUUUGAUGGUGCCCAUGGUGUGAGUAUGGGAAUCAAGUCGGUGGUCGAAAGGGAAAAUGGUGUGAAUGAUGGGGCAUGCUCUGCAUGUGAGAUGGCAGUUGUAUGGAUACAGAACCAGUUGAGGCAGAACAUGACUCAAGAUCGCAUCUUGAACUACAUCAACGAGCUAUGCGAGAGAAUGCCCAGCCCGAUGGGGGAGUCAGCGGUUGACUGCGGUCAACUGUCGUCAAUGCCAACCGUAUCGUUCAGCAUUGGAGGCAAGGUCUUUGAACUUGCUCCAGAGGAGUACGUCCUGAAGGUGGGGGAGGGUCCGGUGGCUCAGUGCAUCAGUGGCUUCAUAGCUCUCGACGUCCCACCACCUCGUGGACCUCUCUGGAUACUGGGAGAUGUGUUCAUGGGUAAAUACCACACUGUGUUCGACUUUGGCAACAUGCGAGUUGGGUUCGCUGAAGCUGCUUGAUGAUGGUGAUGGUGAUGGUGUCAUAAAGAGAGGUGAGAUCCUUUCUCUUUUGUCUGUACUUUGCACAAUUUCUGUCUGUGGAAGGAUAUGGGUCUUAAGAGACAGAAGGGGAUGGAUGAGCGUUUCGAUCUGUAAACCCCUGCUUCCUCUGCACAACAAGUUGAUGCUCUUUUUCAGGAAAAAAAAAAAAAAAAUCUUUGAAACUAAAAGUUUGCCUUUUGUGAAUUGGUAACUAAGCAUCCUCUUUUUUAUCACUUUUGUUUAUUUUA
Messenger RNA from Tarenaya hassleriana, 1906 nucleotides. RefSeq names its product aspartic proteinase A1-like. Gene Ontology annotation, molecular function: aspartic-type endopeptidase activity. NCBI's taxonomy places the organism in Eukaryota, Viridiplantae, Streptophyta, Magnoliopsida, Brassicales, Cleomaceae. The record is from RefSeq and is a predicted model, not a curated record. The transcript has 14 exons. Gene Ontology annotation, biological process: proteolysis; lipid metabolic process. The coding region runs from base 111 to 1637 and encodes 508 amino acids.